Messenger RNA from Loxodonta africana (African savanna elephant), 4536 nucleotides. It is a transcript of the gene SURF2, whose product is annotated as surfeit 2. Lineage: Eukaryota; Metazoa; Chordata; Mammalia; Proboscidea; Elephantidae. The record is from RefSeq and is a predicted model, not a curated record. Bases 28 to 783 code for a protein of 251 amino acids. The transcript is spliced from 6 exons.
ACGUGUGCGCUACGCCGGCGGCCGAAAAUGGGCGAGCCUCCGGCCGAGGUGCGCGUCUUCCUGCGCCAGCACCCGGGUCUGCGGCUCGAGCCCGGCGGCACCAAGGUGACGUGCACCCUGACGGGCCACGAGCUGCCCUGCCGCUUGCCCGAGCUCCAGGUCUACACUCGCGGCAAGAAGUACCAGCGCCUGGUGCGCGCAUUCCCCGCCUUCGACUACGCCGAGUUCGAGCCGCACAUCGUGCCCAGCACCAAGAACCCGCGCCAGUUGUUCUGCAAACUCACCCUGCGGCACAUCAACAAGUGCCCGGAGCAUGUGUUGAGGCACACCCGGGGCCGCCGCUUCCAGAGAGCACUGCAGAAGUAUGAGGAAUGCCAGUUGCAUGGGGUGGAGUACGUCCCGGCCUGCCUGCUGCAGAGGAGGCGGCGGCGGGAAGACCAGGACGGUGGCAGGCCGCCUGGCGGAACGGGAGACUUCUGGGAGCCUGCGUCCAGUGAUGAGGGAGGAGCCCAGAGUGACGACAGCAUGACAGACCUGUACCCACCUGAGCUGUUUACCAGAAAGGACCUAGGAGGGGCUGAAAGUGGGGGCAGCACUGACAGCAACGAGGAUGAUGCAGUGCAGCCCCCGAGAGAGGACGACGGGAGCAGAGGGGAGGGGGUGGCCACCACCCAGGUGCUGGUCCGGAAGCGCGGGAAGAAGCAGCUGGGCUCACUGAAGAAAAAGGUGAAGAGUCACCACUGCAGACCCAAGAGCUUUAGCUCAAAGAAGCAGUUGGGCUGAUGAAGUGCUGGGAAAACGCACAUCUCCAUAAUUUCCAGAGAAAUCCCUGAGGCACCUCCCUGUCUUCCUGCUUCUGGCUACCCAGUGUUGUGUGCCCUCCCCACCCACCCUUGCUGCCCUCGAGGCAGGGCCAAGAUGGAGGAGUCCCGCCCCCACCCCAGGAGGCUGUCGUCCUCGGAGGGAAGCAUCCUAAGUGUCCUGGAGGGGAACUAGCCUAGCUGACAACAGUGUGGCCAGAUGGGACCCCGUGUGGGCUCGAGGACCAGAUCGUUACACUGCAUACAACAAAUGCCAUUUAUUUUGAUAUGUUUCCAAAAAUCAAAAUGUUUUCAAACACAACUAAGAUAUAAAACACAGCAUAAAAUGAGAUUUAUACCUGUUUCCCAUGUAAAGCAAAAAAGUUUUCAGAAGUUGUUUUGCCAUAACCAGUUGGUAGAUGGUAUGUCCCCAGCACCAGCCCGCUCAGGGCCAGGGGAGACAGGAACAGCCACAGCCCAGGCACUGGUGUGGAAUGCAGCGAUGGCGCCACUUGGCCUGCUUCGCUCGGGGCAGUCCUGCUUUCCACAAACAAGUCUUCAAGCACAGGGCCAAGGAGGACCCAUCACCCUACCAAAAAAUGGCCAGAGACUGGCUUGGCCAGUGUCAUUUGAUGGGUGGUCUUCCCGUGUGGACCAAGACAUGGCCCUGAUGUUGAGAUGCUGUGGUAGAGUCCCUCUCUCCACAGGGGCAUCUGAGUGGCAACAUAGACAGAGCUGCUCUGCCCCCAGCCACCACUUCACCUAAGCCGGGGAGCACAGCAGACUUGUGGGGAGGCUUGGAGGCAUCCUGGGAUGAGCCUCCACUGGCUGGGGCACGCGGCGGGGAGGCUAGAGAGGGCACCUGUCACCCCACCUGGGUGAGGUGGGUGUGGGGUGGCUCUAAGCUCUGGUGGGCAAAAGUCUGCAGCCCCUCUUCCCCUGGCUCAAGACUGGGCCCAGAGCCAGUGCUAGGGGCAGGUCUAAGUCUUGCACACCUAGCUUGAGGACAGGUUAGGGCUUCAGAUGGGCCUUCAAGGGACUCCAUCCCCAAGUCUGGCGUGAGCAGCUGCCUUACCCCCAGCACCAGGCUCUGUACCUUGGUCAGCCUCACCCUGUCCACCAGCCCCCCAGGAGGAUCCACAUCAAGUGAGAAUACCCCCAAGAAGAGAAACACAGUAUAAGGCAAUGUUAGAAAACUUUUAGAAGAUUAAGAUCAAAUCGAUAAGGCAUCACAAAUUGUAGAAAAUAAUUUUGGCUGCAUUCAGCAUAGCAAAAAACAGAAUCUGAGCAAGCAACGGCCUCAUAAGAAUGGUCAGUCAGGGCCGCCUGAGAGUGUGAGCCACAGCUGGAGACAACCCUCAGCCGGGAAGGUGGGCAAGCAGGUGCUAUUACCAAGUCAGCACCUGUGAAUUUCAGAGCUCACUCUGUGGAAAGGUCAAGUGCGAGGUAAUGAGCCCAUGGGUCCUGGAGUCUGCUGUCGCUGUGCUUCCCUGCGGCAGCUGUCCCCUCUUCAGGCUGGCCAGACAGGAGGCUGCAGGCUGACCAGUAGGGUGGCGCCGCUGGCAGGCCCACGAAGUGUGUGGUGCCCUGGCCAGCCUUCCUGAGUGCAGCCUCUGGCUCAGGAUGCCCGACCCCAUGGCUCUUCCCGCAGCUACUCUCCUGACAGGGGUAUCACACAGUAGAAACCUUUAAGCCAAGCCAAGCUGACCUUCUGAUUGGGGACUUUCACCGUAAGCAACAGCUCCAGUCGCCCCUUUAAUACUGCAUCACCUCUCUGGGUUCUGGGUCUCUCUAAAUUUGGUACUGUCCUAUAAAAUAUUACAAUGAGGGGCAGAAACCACCUUGAAGCCACCCGGUAUGAUUUCAAACCAGGGAGUUUAACAGCGUGUGUAAUGUCUGGCCAGGCCACCCCAAAUCAUUUAGUAGUUUUAGCUAAGAAUGUAAACUUUAAAAAUAAUAAGAGGGAGACCACUUUGAAUGAUACACAAAUGUAUCUGCUCACAGUACAGCUUGAAGGCCUCCCUACCCACCCCCCCCAAAAAGGAAACAAACACAAAAAUCGGACUGAGGGGCCACAAGCAGCCGGGCUGCCCACCCAGUGUGGCCUGGGCUGCGGGGGCCUAACGGUCUGGCCAGCACUGAAUACUCAGAUACCAAAUUGUGGUUCCAAGGCAGCUUUAGCCGUCAAUUUUCAGGUGUCUCUGCAAAUGAGUUCUCAAAACAUCUGUGCCUUUACCAAGGGAGGGGGGGAAGAGGAUACAUGAACGCUGGCAGUCUCGUCGAAUCCACCCCGGGCAGUCCUCGCCAACCGCGGGCCGCAGCCGGGCAGGGACGGGGCCUGUUACCACUCCUUCUUCUUCUCGUCCAUGGAGACGCCCCCAGGGCCCAGAGCCACCACCAGGAGCAAGCCUCCGAUCACGGACAUGGUCUGGAAAAAGUCGUACUUCAGGAAGUCGUGCAUGGGCUUAUAGACUGGAACGGUCCAGAAGGCGUUGAAAUACACGUUGAUGGCAAAGAGCCAGACGACGAGAGUCAAAGCCGCCAGCUUGGUUUUAAAGCCAACGGCCACUAAGAUGAUCAGGGCUGUGCCGACCACGUUCUGCAGGAUCUGCGUUGGUCACAAAGUGAGACGUUACGAAACGGGGGAAGGAGAGAGGGAGGCAGAUCAGGGUUUACAAGCGACAAGCCCCGAGCGCUCCGUGUCACUGCAGUAUCUGUGCCAGGCUCUGCUAGAAGGUAGCCACUUAAGCCAGAAGACACAGGAAAUAAGAGCUGGAACGGAGAGUGGAGAAAUAAGAGCGGAGGAAUGGGGCAGGGGAGUUGGGCCACAGAUAAAGCGACACUGGCCCUGACGCACGAAGGGCUUGGAGACGAUUAAAGAAAGUCUCCAGUUAGCAGGCUGUGAUUUACCGAGGUAAGUACAAGUACCUACAUGGUAGAUCCCGAAGCCACAACUAAAUCCCCAAGUCCUUGCCCACCCAGUUAUCCCAGCUGGAAACAGCCUCCCCCUCUACCCCAGUCCCUGGGGACCCUUCUGGUAGCUGCCCUGUGGGGCUCAGACGCCUCUCAGGCCUGCCCCACCCACCUCUCAGGCCUGUCCCUGCUCUGCAAGCUCCUGGGAAAGAACAGGGUCUGCCCUCUCUGUGACCCCAACACCUGCAGGCAAAAGGGACUCAACUAAGGUUGCUGAGUGAAAGCAAGCAGAGCAUAGGGGGCAGCCUCAGGGACCCUGGUCAGCAGCCCCAGGACAAGGGCGCUGGGCAGUGGGACCCCAGCAGGGCCAGGUGGACCCGACUUGGCUUACUGGAAUGGCACCUUCUCUGGCCUGUGAGCCUGGUGGUGUUUUGUCUGCUUUAAUAGGAUCAAAGGGGUGCUUCCUUUGAACCACCUCGUUCCAAACAGGUGCUGGGACAGGUGCUGCUGUGGCUUCCCCUCGGCUGUGCUCAGCACACAACCAGAGAAGUGGUGGCGUGGGGAGGGCCGUAUGCAGAGAGCAGCGUGCUUGUCUAUGACAAGAGCCGGGAGGUCUGGGCAGCGGAAAUACUCACAGAGAAGAAGCUGACGUCAAAGUGGAGGAGGGUCAUGAACAUCAAGACCAGCAGGACUCUGCCCCCCAGCUGCAUGUACUGUUUGGGGGAGCUCUCCCGCAUGGUGGGGACACCGGCAAACAUGCUCUUCCCUUCCGACCGUGACUCCGCCAGGAGCAGCAGCAGGCCUCCUCCCAGGGCCAGGUUCC